Molecule: messenger RNA, 1119 nt
Organism: Gryllus bimaculatus (two-spotted cricket)
Lineage: Eukaryota; Metazoa; Arthropoda; Insecta; Orthoptera; Gryllidae
Source: the annotation of a GenBank genome assembly
AUGGAUGGGGGGACGGGGGGGAGCGCGGAGAGCUCUGUUGAAAUAGGGAGACGCGUGGACGAACGUCCUACUGGGGGUCUUUCAGUGGAGGUGAGGUCGGAUGGGUGGGUAAUCGGUACGGGAGGAAAUGUAAUGCUUAGCUACGAUCUUACAACCGUCUGUUUUGGAAGGUGGAGAAAGUUACCGAAGAUCAGUGUAAUUUUGCGUAUUCGAAAAACCACUGCAGUAAUGAGUUUCCCGCUGGGCCUUCCUGCGUUCAGCUCUUCCACCCGUGGGCAGCGACGGUUGGGAUCAAAUGAUAAAGCUCAGCCCGAGGGACAGCUUCAGUUGCGUCCCAGGAUAUCACUUCCUUUCACGAAUCCUAGGAAUCUACAUCGCUUCCUGGUAUCUGCUGUGCUUGGAAUCGUGCGGUCUGUAGCGCUCCCACUCGACUUUGUGCCCGUUCACAUGUGCCGAAUUCCCAUCACCACGUGCCUCGCAAUCGAGAUCAUAGUACCCAUGUUCACUCGCCUAGCCAUUCAUGGUCGCUACUUUGCCCUUCUCUGGGCCCUGCACCUCGGCCCACUCUCGACGCGUUCCAGUCUACGUGCUCGGCGGCCACCUCAAAGCUAUUUCAUGACCACUACAGAACCCUUAAUUGCAGUUCAACAUAAUGCAACCAAUUUAUCAAGGGCUCGAAGACCCGCAGCGAUUGAUUCCGGGCGCAUGCAACUACUAGGGUCUCCAUUAGAUGAAGAUGUAGGCUUUCCGCGGCCAGAGUCCAUGUGGCGUGAUCUUGGGGCUGUCCGGGGUGACGAGGCCGCGUCGAAGGCUGUGUUCGACACCAGCCUUCGACGCGGCGUUACCCCGGACAACCAAGAUCGUGUAUCCCAGGGUCAUUAUUCCCGGUCUCCAUUAGAUGAAGAUGUAGGCUUUCCGCGGCCAGAGUCCAUGUGGCGUGAUCUUGGGGCUGUCCGGGGUGACGAGGCCGCGUCGAAGGCUGUGUUCGACACCAGCCUUCGACGCGGCGUUACCCCGGACAACCAAGAUCGUGUAUCCCAGGGUCAUUAUUCCCUCAGAGGGAAUGCAUUGACAUCACUUGAUACCACUGAGCCAUCUCCUCCUGUGAGAGGAAAUUGA